Messenger RNA from Saimiri boliviensis boliviensis (Bolivian squirrel monkey), 1928 nucleotides. It is a transcript of the gene TFEC, whose product is annotated as transcription factor EC. The record is from RefSeq and is a predicted model, not a curated record. Gene Ontology annotation, cellular component: nucleus. Gene Ontology annotation, biological process: regulation of transcription by RNA polymerase II. Gene Ontology annotation, molecular function: protein dimerization activity; RNA polymerase II cis-regulatory region sequence-specific DNA binding; DNA-binding transcription factor activity, RNA polymerase II-specific. Lineage: Eukaryota; Metazoa; Chordata; Mammalia; Primates; Cebidae.
GAAACAGUGAAGAAGUGUGAAUAAUCAGAAAGAUAAUGCUUACAGUACAUACAAAACAAAUGGAGAAAUUGACUCUCAUGGACUCUGCACCUGAGCUGCAGCAAAGAGUCCUAUCAAUGAUGUAGUUCCCUAGAGAAAAUCAGAAAAUAAAAGUGAGAAGAAAAGAAGAGAAAUAUGUUACAAGCUUUAACUGGACUUCAAUUUCAGCUGAAAGAACAAUUAAGAGAAAAGGAGAGAAGACUUCAACACAGCCAGGAAAUCAGGGCCCAGCAAACAGAGUUUCACAUGCAGUUUUCAUACAAACCAAUGUUUCAUAGACUUGUCCCAGCAAGACCACAAAUUUAUUCAAGUCAAUUACCAUCCUUUACCAAGGUUCCAGCACACCUGGAAAGCUCUGCAAGACCUCAGCUACAGAAAGCCCAGAGAGAGCAUGUAAAUUCUUUCAUGACUCUCGAUCACCAGAUCAUCAAUCCAACUCUUAAACGGUCACAACCUGCAGUGACAAGCAGUGGGCCUCUCGUGCAGCAUGCACACACAACUCUGGACAGUGACCCUGGCCUCGCAGAAAACCCGCUCACCAAGUUACUAACUCUUGGGAAAGAAGAUGACAAUGCACAAUGGCAUAUGGAGGACGUUAUUGAGGAUAUAAUCGAUAUGGAAUCAAGUUUUAAAGAGGAAGGAACAGACUCUCCUCUGCUAAUGCAAAGAACAUUAUCUGGAAGUAUUUUGGAUGUGUAUAGUGGUGAACAAGGAAUUUCAGCAAUUAACAUGGGGCUUACAAGUGCUUCCUGUCCAAGUAGUCUACCAAUGAAAAGAGAAAUUACAGAAACUGACACUAGAGCUUUAACAAAAGAGAGACAGAAAAAGGACAACCACAACCUCAUUGAAAGAAGAAGAAGGUAUAAUAUUAAUUACCGAAUCAAGGAGCUUGGCACUCUUAUUCCAAAGUCUAAUGAUCCUGAUAUGCGCUGGAACAAAGGAACCAUUCUAAAAGCAUCAGUGGAGUACAUCAAGUGGUUACAAAAAGAACAACAGAGAGCCCGAGAAUUAGAACACAGACAGAAGAAAUUAGAACAGGCUAACAGGCGGCUUCUACUUCGGAUUCAGGAACUAGAAAUUCAGGCUCGUACUCAUGGUCUGCCAACCCUGGCUUCACUUGGCACAGUUGAUUUAGGUGCUCAUGUCACCAAACAGCAGAGCCAUCCUGAGCAGAAUUCAGUAGACUAUUGCCAACAACUGACUAUAUCUCAGGGACCAAGCCCUGAGCUCUGUGAUCAAGCUAUAGCCUUUUCUGAUCCUUUGUCAUACUUCACAGAUUUAUCAUUUAGUGCUGCAUUGAAAGAGGAACAAAGAUUGGAUGGCAUGCUAUUGGACGACACAAUCUCUCCAUUUGGAACAGAUCCUCUGCUAUCUGCCACUUCCCCUGCAGUUUCCAAAGAGAGCAGUAGGAGAAGUAGCUUAAGCUCAGAUGAUGGUGAUGAAUUGUAAGAAAUAAACAGACUCAAUUCAUCAACUGGAAAGCAAUUCUACGCUGGUGCUAUGCAAUCAUGCUCUGUGUUUCAUAUGUUGCUUUGGCUUGUUUGUUUGUAUUUUUUUUCCAAAAGGAAUGUGUCGUUCAUGAAAAAAUGAUAGAAGCAACAGAAGAAUUCACAGGAAGAAAAAUCAUGGUGUUAAUGAAUUAUUGAGGGCGAAAAAGAGGUGUUUUCUUCUUUGACUACAGAGUCCAAAUACACUUAAAUUUUGUUUUCUUGGAAAGAGGUACAGCAUAAGAAGCAGCUCUUUACUGAUGUUUUAAAAGCAGCAACUUGGUGGUGUGCUACUAGAACUAAUGACUGCAAAGUGUAAAACGACCGAAAUAUACAAAUCUUCUCUUAGUUAUUCACUUCCAUCUUCUCUUCAACUCUUACAUCAGACUUCAAGAAUCAAAA